GUGCUUCACGCUGAGCCGCAGCAAAAAGCUUGGUUCGUGCUCGUGGGAAGCCGUGAAGCCAAGGGUAUAUCCUGUAUCCAUGUCCUGACAAGCUGAACUCUGACGAGCACUGCUGUAAAAUUAGUAUUCAAGCUUUUGAGACAGUCGUCAAACCCAAUACGGAAGCAUGAUGCUGGUAGAGGUGGAGGAAUUAAUGAAAGAGCGAGAAAGAUCAGAGAGUAUAUAAACAGUGAGUUCAUCGACAUCGAUCGUGUCAGAAUAAGACAGAAGCAACAGUUCCAUCACAGCAACAGAACAACCCCAAAAGCCCUUCACUCCAUCUUUAUCAGCAAUCGCCAACAUGCAGUUCACCAGCAUCGCUUUCUCCGUUCUCUGCAGCGCCCUCCUCGUGUCUGCCAGCGAAGUCAACCCAGACGAUAUCCCUCAGGAGUGCACAUGGGUGCAAGAGUGCCAGAGCGUGACACAGAAGGCUGCUUCUUGCGGUGGCACCGCCCAGUGGGGUGAUGUCUUCUCCCAGCCAGACUGGAUUAGCUGUGCUUGCAACCAGAUUGGCGUCCAGGAAAUUCAGACAUGUGUUGACUGCGCUGGCUGGUACAACCCAGGUGGAGACAUUGUGAAGCUCGACCAGGCUUGCAAGGACCGCAAGUACUAGAUAGAAUAUUGAGCGGGCUAGGAGUGGGUGAGAUAGCUGGAACUUUAUCCAUGGGGCGUGGCCGGGGCAGCAAGUAAUCCGAAGUUGAGCGCGUCAGAGCAAAACGUGGUCGUGUCGGGGAGGCAGUUUCCAUGAAAAAUUUCCAUAGAACAGCUUCUACUCCCAAUUGAAAUAUCUCUUGGACAGACUUCAUAUCAUCCGAUCUGUAUCG
Messenger RNA from Cercospora beticola, 863 nucleotides. RefSeq lists its product as uncharacterized. NCBI's taxonomy places the organism in Eukaryota, Fungi, Ascomycota, Dothideomycetes, Mycosphaerellales, Mycosphaerellaceae. The record is from RefSeq and is a predicted model, not a curated record.